Molecule: messenger RNA, 3725 nt
Organism: Apis laboriosa (Himalayan honeybee)
Lineage: Eukaryota; Metazoa; Arthropoda; Insecta; Hymenoptera; Apidae
Gene: haf
Product: vasorin
Exons: 7
Coding region: 427-3093 (888 amino acids)
Molecular function (GO): protein binding
Source: RefSeq, a predicted model, not a curated record
UCGAGGACCGUGAUGCCGAUGCUACCGAGACGAACUUAACGGUUCCCAGUAUCAAACGUGUCACAGUUCGAGGAUUACGCGUGUUCAUAUCAAUUAUUUAAAAAUUAAUUUUAAAUUAUAUUAUGAUUAUUAGAUUUAUACUACGGAUUACAUACAUGAGAUUGAAGAUAAUUCGAAGUGUAUAACUGGGAAUAUAAGUUCAUUUCGAGUGGCAGUAACAACAGGUGGCGUCAACAGAGGCCGUUGUUUUUGACGAUAUUCUUCAUAGUGCGCUCGUUCGCGUAUGAAAUAGACCGCCUUUCGUUUCUCCGUACGUUUUUUUUUUUUUUUUUUGCAUAAUUCUUUUAAAACUGAGGUGAUAACAAAAUUUGGCUUGGCCGGAACACAUCAUGGAUCAUAACAGGCUGUAAACUAAUAGUAAUAAAUAUGAAUAUACAUCCAACGGUGCUGUUGCUGCUAUUUGCAAGCAUAAUUAUUACUGUGGCAGCAACCUCCAGUUGUCCAUGGGCGCAACACAUAGCUGAUCUCGAAAGCUCCUGCAUCUGUGAUUACAAUCUGGCCAGAGAAUUAUCUGUACAAUGUGACAUCGUCAACUACGAACAACUACUGUCUGCUAUACGGCGUUACGUUUCGAAAACUACCAUAGAUUUGUUUUACAUAAACAACAGCACCAUAGGGGUAUUAAAGAACGAUUCAUUUGGAUUUGUAAAAAUCAACAACAUGCAAUUGUCCGGUUGUCAAAUUAAAACGAUCGAGCCAGAAGCUUUCAAGGGACAAGAAAAUUCCUUGAAGAGUCUCAAUUUAAAGGAUAACGAAUUGACGGAGAUUCCUAGUGCCACUUUGAAAACUUUGAGGAAUCUUACUAUAUUGGAUCUCUCGAUGAAUAAAAUCACAAAGGUGAAUGAUAACACUUUCACAGGAUUGAAAUUAAUUACGCUGAAACUUUCCGAUAACGAAGUAACUUUAUCACCUGGAGCAUUUCGAGGAUUAGAGAGAACGUUGAAGAACUUGAACUUGAAAGGUACUAGACAAAAAAAAGUUCCUGAAGCGCUAAAAGGCCUGAAGACAUUGGCUUUUCUCGAUUUAUCGCAGAACAGUAUCAGAGAAUUGCCUGGAUCUGCGGGCAUGAAAGCUUUCGAAGGACUCGACUCGUUGACUGGAUUAAAUCUUGAAAGGAACUUGAUUCAGAAUAUCGGGCCGGAUGCCUUUUAUGGAAUUAAGAAUACAUUGAGUUCGUUGAGUUUGUUGAACAAUCUCGUUCCAGACUUUCCUAUGGUUGCUAUUAACAGUGUUCAAGAUCUUAGGGUGCUCGAUAUUGGAUUCAAUUUAAUAACUGAACUGCCAGUAAAUGCUUUUCAAAAAAAUCCAUCCAUAACUCUAUUGGCAAUCGAUGGAAAUCCUUUGUCAACUGUUCCGGAAGAGGCUCUAGCUCGAUUGAAUGGAACACUUCGAGGUUUGAGUUUGGGAGGUCGAUUCCUUAUUUGUGAUUGCAAAUUACGAUGGAUCGUCGAAUGGAUAGAAACGAGAGAUUUGCAAGUUACUAGUCGGGAACGUAAACCGCAAUUCUGUGGAAGUCCGCAAAAAUUGCAGGAUAAAAGUUUUUAUAACAUCAGUCCAGGAGAAAUGAUCUGCGAAAAUGCGCCAGAAAUUGUAGGAAUUGGCACAGUAGAAAGUGUGGACACAAAAGAACCUACUGGAUCCGCUGGAAUAGCUAGUAGUUAUAAUCCAAUUACUCGACCCUCGAUCAAUGUAUUUUAUAAUGUAACAACAACAACCACAUCAACCACGACACUUCUAUCUUCCACAACAGAAUCUCAAAAAAUCGAAACAACACCAUCUUCAACUACUCCGAAAACGAUCACUAACAGACCAACUGUUGCACGAACAGGAAAUGUAGUGAUAAUGAGAACCACAUUAUCUCCACCAAAACAAGUCCAAGAUCAGUUACAGCAACAUCAACCAAGGCCACCAUUGGUACUUGGUUCACCACUUUACAAAUCUAAGUUAAACGACAAAGAUAUUAUAGUUAAAGACGUGCUCAGACAAGAUAAUGCGGUGAUUAUAUAUUGGGAUACAGAAGCAACUAAUAUUUUAGGUUUUAAAGUAAUUUACAGAUUGUUUGGGGACAACAGUUUUAAACAAGCACCUCCUUUAGAGGCUAGUGAACGAGAAUUCAAAAUUAAGAACGUUCCUUCACAAGAAUGUAUUGUAGUUUGCGUAAUAUCGUUAGAAGAAACAAACAUCACUCCUGCAAAUGUACCUUACAAUCAAUGUAAAGAAGUAAGAACAGAAAAUUCGCCUACAUCUAAUAUGGAUAAAAUUACCAUUGCUGCAAGUGCAGCUAUAUGUGCCACUAUAGUGGUUGCCGUGAUAAUAUUUAUUGUUGCGAAUCGACGAAGAGCCAGAAAACUUCACACCCUUCAUAGUAUUGAUCAGACAAAAAUGGGUGGACCUAUUGCUGGAUUACCAGUAAAUUGUUGUUCUAAUGUUGGUCCGACUCCAAGCCCUGGUGGGCCGUUAUCAUCAAUGGCAACUCUCAGUGCUUAUAAUGCUCAGAAAGAAUGGGAUCAAGUAUCUGCGUAUAGUAAUAGAAGUAUACCAAGACCAAGAAUAUUUCCUAUAGACCGACAAGGUUCGAUAACUAGAGCUUCCUGUAUCGAUGAUGUUAGAUCUCAAACAGGACAUUAUAGUGGAAAAGUAUCGACUCGUUCCAUAGUUGACGGUCAAUCUCAGCACAGUUUUUCCAAUACAUCAACAAGAUAUUUCGGAAAUAACACUCUAUCUUCCAAUCUUGCUAAUACAAGAUCAGAAUUGAGACAAUCUCGACAAUCUUUAGCAGCAGCUUCUGAUAGAAUGUCACGAACAAAUUUCUCACCCAAUCAUAUGCCACCACAUUCUUCAUCCAGAAGACAAAGACCAAGAUCGUGUAAUCGUACUUUAGAGCAAAAUCCACCAAGACCGGGUAGCAGAUAUAGCAUAGCCGAUUCGACACAUACUCUUAAUAAUUACGAAGAGAAUAAUUGGACUGAUCAUGAUAUGGAUAUAUAUAUGGCACGCAAUCCAACCACAAGGACUGGUCUCAUGCCUCUUUGAUUCAAUACUCUGUGUGUGUAUGAUUUUGCUCAAACGUGUUCAGUGAACGUGUUCAAUUUUUUUUCAGAACAUCUGAACUGCUCGUAUUCAUAUAAUUGUAUUAUAUAACGUAACAUUUUAAAAGAUUCGGAGAACGGAAUAACGGAAUAGAGUUCAACCGUUAACCAAAAGUAUUUGUUAAAAUAAAAAUCUAAGAUUUACGUCGUUACAAGUAUUACUGUGUAAUACAUGUAUUGACAUAGUAUGAAGAAGAACAUUAAAAUAUAGCUUUAAGAUAAUCGAUAUUAAAAAAGUGUUUAAAGAUACACAUUUAGAAAUAUACUAUGUGUGCUUGAACAAAAAAACUCGAAUAGUUUCAGCACACGAUCUCUCAAAAAAAUAAUAGGAAUAAAUAAAUCAAAUUUAAUAUGUAUGAAUGAUGGAUGACUUUUUAUCCAAAGACUGUAUCAUGAAACAGUAUCUAUCAAGAUCUGUAUUGUGUUUAAUAUUUUAUGUUUGGUUGAUGCAUGUUUACAAGAAACUGUACUGAUCUUAAAAUAUUUUAUGACAUGUGAUAUGUUCUAGCAAUGAGAGAUUUUUUCAUUAAAAAUAUAACACUAUUUUAUAUAUAUUUCUAAAUAACGAUAAUUUUA